UUAGAGAUGCGUUCAAAUUUGAACUUCAAAAUAAGGGUUUCGUACUUUAAAAUCAAUUUGAUCUCAUAGUAAAGGCUAUUUUUAUUACCAAAAAUGUUAGAAAAUACUGUCGAUUUAGCUGGUUAUGAUCUAGUAUGGCGAAAUAAACCUGAAUUACCAGCUGCAAAUGAAGAAAAUAGAAAAUUAGAAGAAACACUUAGGCAAAAAAAGAUUGAAGUAGAAAGAUUGAAAAUUGUUUUAGAGAAUAAUAUCAAUAAGGGGAAAUAUAUAAAAGAACAUGUCAAUGAUUUAUCCCAAACUCUUAAUUACAAGCAGCAACUUUACAAAUCAAGAGAACAUGAACUGGAAAUGGAAAUACAUACUGAAAAGGUUUUGGAACGAGAAUGUUGUCGUUUAGAACAAGAAUUAAAAGUUGUCAAUCGAGAAAUCAACUCUUUGAAGACAAGACAAAAACAAAGAGAGAUUGCUAUUGCUGAACAAAAUGAGAAGAAAGAGAAACUGAGAGCAGCAAUGCAAUGGGAUCUAGAAGCCUUAUUGCAGUACUUAGAAAAAUCUUCCCAGGCGGAAAAAGAUAAUAUGGCCUUAUUGAAAUAUACCAGUGAAGAUGAUAGCAAACUGAAUGAAAUUGAAAUACAUAUUGAAAGAUUAAGUAAAGAGGCUUAUGAAAGAAAGAGUGCUCUUGAAGAUGCAAAUACAGAAGUUCUCAUUGUACAGACAGAAUUGGAUCACAUACAAGAAGAAUUCCAUAAUGCAUACGUUGAAAGGAACAUCUUGAUCAGUAAUUGGGAAAAAGUUAUUCACCAAAUUCAACAUCGAAAUAAAGAAGUGAACAAGUUGUCCGAGUACAUUAUGGAGCUUAGAAAAGAGGAAGCAACUUUAAAACAGUCAUUAAAGGAACAAAAUGAUUUGUUAUCUACGGAAAUAUCGCACAACAAUGAACUAGAGCGUAAAAUAAAAGAAAAAGAUCGUAUCGCCACUGAGUUAAGGAACGAAAUAAAAGUUGCUUCUGAAAAAGAAACGGAUCUUAAAGCUCAGCUAUCCACCGUGAGGAAUGUUUUGAACAAUGUUCUGUAUCUGAAACAAGUUGCAAUAAAUGAACUAAAGCAGCUUGAAAAACAAUUGUAUCAGAAAAAUGAAAGACUUGAAGGCGUCAGAAAAAGCAAUCAAGAUCUUGAGGAAAAGAUCGAGUGUUUGUCGAAAGAGACAUUUGAAGCGGAUCACUACACGAAGGAGCUGGAAGCUAUCCUCCACAAUGAAAACGAUCGAAACUUGAAAAUACAGAAAGAAGUUGACAGCAUUUCCAAAGACAUUUUGACUUAUGAUCAUGAAAUGAAUGAAUUAAAGCAGAAAGAAAAGAUAAUGGAAACUCAGAACAAGAACUGUCAAGCUGAAAUACGAAACCUAAAUGCAAAAACCAUUGCUCUCGACCAACUAAGAGCAAAGCAAGAGAGUGAUAUGUAUGAGAUCGAAUCUGGAUUAGAAAAACUGAGACGCAGAGUGAAAAAAAUGGCGGGGAUAACAAAUGAAGAAGAACAACGUCGAAUCGAAAAAGAACGUUCUGCUCUUGUUUCUGUUCUAGAAGAAAAGAAGAGCUCUCUAAACAUGUUAACUGAGGAACUUAAACUGAUGAAGGAAAAAAUCAGUGUGUCUAAAGGGCAAUUAGAAGCAAACAAAAAACUUAAUUCUGACCUCAAUGAAAAGCUGAAAUUCCUCAGUUUUUAUGUUGCUAAUUCAGAAAAAUCUCUAAAAUGCUGCAUUUCCAGGAAACAGGAAUUGCUUGUCCAAGAAUGCCUAGAAAGAUUCCAAAUGAAGAAGUUCCAAAAACUGUUGAAUAAUAAAAAUAAAUCUGUUGCUUCCCUUCAGAAGAGUAAACUGGAAUUUGAAAUGAUGAUGAAAGAAAGGACAGAAGAAUUGAAACAUUGCAACGAAUUAUUAGAAGCUGAGAUGAGAACAGAAACCGAUGAAUGCGGGGUCGUGAAGAAAAGAUUGCUGGAAAGCGAUGAUAAAGUGAUGAAGCUUCAAACCAAGUAUAAAAUCGUCUUGGAUGCACUGGGUAUCUCUGAGCCUGGUGAAAGCAUUGAAGCCGAAUUACUUAUAAAGGCUGAUAAUGAAAAGAGAGAUUUGGAACAAGAGCGAGAUAAAUUGAUGUCCGUAGUUCUGAAAAAUGAAGAAGAGCUUUCUGCUUUGAGGAACACUGUGUGGUUGAUCAAUGCAGCAAAUGAACAAUUCCGUCAGGUUCUACACCCUCCUGGCAUCAAUCCUGAAGAUGGUGAAUUGUUAAAAAACGUCGAAAACGAAGGCCAAGCAAUAGCUAUUCAGCUACGUGCUCAGCAUAAAGAAGUGAAAACUUUAGAAGAGAGCGUGAAAAACAAAACUGAGAAAUUGGAGAAGGAACAGAAUUUCAUUGGGGAAUUACGAGAAGCCUUGCGAGACAGACAAACUGAAAGUGAAUCAUUAUCCAGGGACUUGUCUGAUUUGCACAUAAAAAUCCAGAGAGCUGCCGGAAAUAAUUCUCGACUGAGCUUAGAUGUCAGAAAUAAGUCAGCUUAUCCCAGAAUUGAAGAAGAUAUAAGAAUACAUCUUUUGCGAGAAGUACGAAGGAUUGUUUCCGAUAUAAUAUCUGAUACUGUAAAAUCUAUGCCAGAAACAUCUGCCAGGAUAAAAGAGCUAUAUCAAGAGGCCCACCUUCCUCUUCCAGCAAGAUUUCGGUCUUCUUUAUCUUCGCAAACUAGUUCUUUGCUGAGUUUUGGUUCAAGACUGUCUUCAGGUCGGACAAAUUCUGUGUCCAGUGGGCGGAGUUCGCGAUCCGAAACUUACACACCGUCAGUGGUUACUCUAGGAUUAUAAAGGCUCAAUGCUGUUGAUGAACUUGAAUGGCAAGGGUCUAUAAUGUAUGGAUUUAAAUUAUUUUAUAUAAUCUUUGUACAAAACAUAUCAUUUAAGUGAAAAAUAUGUCUAAUUUAAUUUUGAAUUCACAAAUAACAAAUUAUUUUAUAAUUUGUUAUUGUGAAUUUAUAACAUGAAUUAUAAUUCAUUUCAAAUAUGAUGCUAUAUUAAUGAAUUUAUAUUACAAAA
Molecule: messenger RNA, 3075 nt
Organism: Argiope bruennichi
Lineage: Eukaryota; Metazoa; Arthropoda; Arachnida; Araneae; Araneidae
Product: coiled-coil domain-containing protein 39-like
Exons: 20
Coding region: 94-2847 (917 amino acids)
Biological process (GO): inner dynein arm assembly; cilium-dependent cell motility; cilium movement
Cellular component (GO): axoneme
Source: RefSeq, a predicted model, not a curated record